Molecule: messenger RNA, 747 nt
Organism: Darwinula stevensoni
Lineage: Eukaryota; Metazoa; Arthropoda; Ostracoda; Podocopida; Darwinulidae
Source: the annotation of a GenBank genome assembly
AUGAUUUCCCGGUUCAUGGGAUCAUCGGCAGCAGCUGCAGCCGCGGCAGCAGCAGCAGGGGUCAACAUGAACGUGAACAUGAGCGUGAACGUCCACGCUGGGAUGGGUGGAAUGAGUGUGAGCCACAGUGGCAUGGCGUUACCCCCGCAAUCCACGAAAAUGCCACACGUUCAGUUCCCUCUCACUCAACGACGGAAGAGAAGGGUUCUUUUCACUCAAGCCCAAGUGUAUGAACUGGAGCGUCGUUUCAAGCAGCAGAAGUACCUGUCGGCUCCCGAGAGGGAACAUUUGGCUAGUCUUAUCCACCUGACUCCGACCCAGGUCAAGAUCUGGUUUCAGAACCACCGAUACAAGUGCAAGAGACAAGCCAAGGAACGGCUCAUGGCGGAACAAAACACUUCCAAUCCAAAUUCACAGGGGAAUGGAGGGACAGGUGGAAGUUCUCCACGGAGGGUAGCAGUUCCAGUGCUAGUGCGAGAUGGGAAGCCAUGCAGCACCCAUUCCAAUCCGAGUCCCUCGUCCACAUCUGAUGAAACCAACAGUGGAGGGGAGCAAACAACAAUGGAACAGCACCAGACGGCAAGCCCGAUCCCGAUUCACCAUUCCGCUGUUCCCGUAAUGCAUGGUUCCACCCCAGGUCAUCAUCAAGGCCCGAGUUGUCAUCAGGGCCUCUACGACAUGGACUCCAUGAUGACUACUCCCAUCACCGCCAACUAUCUGCAUCAACUUCACACCCGAGCUUGGUAG